GAGCUCAGUGGAAGCGGUCCAGUGACACCUGUGUGCUUCUGAAGCCUGGGUCCCUUCAGUCCCGAGGACAUUCAACUACAACUGUGGACUUUGUGCAGGAAGAUGAAAGUGUUGGUGGUGGUUGGGCUCCUCAUCCACGUUUCCCAGCAUGCACUGGCUGUAGUGGUGCAGGCGUAUGAGGGGAUGGAGUCGGUCCUGCUGCCCUACCAGUAUUCUGGCAUGUUCCCGGAGGUUCCCUUUUCAGUGGUUUGGAAACGCUCUGAUCUGAACCAAACAGUUAUUCACCUGCUGAAAUACGACAACAACGAACUGAAAGACGAAUACCGACACAGUGAGCGCAUGUCAGUGAAGAAGAAUGUUCUGGAAACUGGAGACUUCAGCCUCACUGUGAAGAAACCACAACUGUCUGACAGCAGCAACUACACCUGUAACCUCCAAUGGGAAACAGAGAGGGAGGGGCCUAAAGAAUGGAGAAUGACACAAGUACAGCUGCAGGUCAAAGAUGACCAGAAGGAGGUGGAGGUCCAGCAGGGGGCGGAGUCUAUCCGUCUGCCUUGUAAAGCUUCAGCCGAUCUGCCUGAAGACACCACAGUGGACUGGACUCACUUUGACCCAGAACUGAUGGUGGUCCACGUGUCCCGGAGUAAAACUGAUGAUCUUCAAACACAGGACAGGUCUUACCGUGACCGCACACAGAUGAAUGAAGACAUGAGUCUGACUCUGAAAAAGCCCACAGACACAGACGGAGGUGUGUAUAUCUGCACCGUCUACAGGGAAGGAGACGUCCUGAGGUCUAAAGUCCUGCUCCAGGUGGUCCCAGAGGGUUUUCCAGCCUGGGCCACAGCUCUCCUGGUUGUCUUUGCUGUUCUUCUUCUAAUCCUUCUAGGACGUUUCUUUAUUUUCCGAGGGUAUUUUCAGUCAGUCUACGAGGUGGAGGUGGAUUCAGGGGAGGAGUCUGUCCUGCUGCCAUGUAAAACUAUAGCUCACCUGACAAAGAACUCCAGACAGAUCAGCGUUAUGUGGAAGAACUUACACAACCAACAGAUCCUUGUGCAUAUGUACGGCUCUGGAAAACCUGAUGAACAGGACCAGGAUUACACAGACAGAACAGAGAUGAAGAAACACUGGCUGAGAACUGGAGACUUCAGUUUAACCCUGAAACACCCAACGGACUGGGACACUAACAGCUACGUAUGCACCAUCUACAACAGAGACAAGGUCCUGGAGAACAAACGAGUGGUGCUGAAGGUCAGAGUCCAACAGGUGGAGGGGGAUUCAGAGGAGGAGUCUGUCCUGCUGCCCUGGAAAACCACAUUACAUAUAGAGGACGUCAGUCAGCUCACAGUGGAGUGGACGGCCCGUUAUAACAGGAAGGUCCAUGUGUAUGAGGACGGCUCUGACAGAACUAAUGAACAGAACUAUAGAUACAGAAACAGAACAGAGAUGAAAGAAGACCCACUGAGAACUGGAGACCUCAGUCUGACCCUGAAACACCCCACAGACUGGGACAGUGACACCUACACCUGCACCGUCUACAACAGAGACAAGCAGAUCCUGAGGAGGAAACAAGUGCGUCUGAAGGUCAAAGUCCAACAGGUGGAGGGGGAUUCAGAGGAGGAGUCUGUCCUGCUGCCCUGGAAAACCACAUUACAUAUAGAGGACGUCAGUCAGCUCACAGUGGAGUGGACGGCCCGUUAUAACAGGAAGGUCCAUGUGUAUGUGGACGGCUCUGACAGAACUAAUGAACAGAACCAUAAAUACAGAAACAGAACAGAGAUGAAAGAAGACCCACUGAGAACUGGAGACCUCAGUCUGACCCUGAAACACCCCACAGACUGGGACAGUGACACCUACACCUGCACCGUCUACAACAGAGACAAGCAGAUCCUGAGGAGGAAACAAGUGAAACUGAAGGUCAAAGACCAACAGGUGGAGGGGGAUUCAGAGGAGGAGUCUGUCCUGCUGCCCUGGAAAACCACAUUACAUAUAGAGGACGUCAGUCAGCUCACAGUGGAGUGGACGGACGAUGAUAACAGGAAGGUCCAUGUGUAUGAGGACGGCUCUGACAGAACUAAUGAACAGGACGAAAUAUACAGAAACAGAACAGAGAUGAAAGAAGACCCACUGAGAACUGGAGACCUCAGUCUGACCCUGAAACACCCCACAGACUGGGACACUGACACCUACACCUGCACCGUCUACAACAGAGACAAGCAGAUCCUGAGGAGGAAACGAGUGUCUCUGGAGGUCAAAGUCCAACAGGUGGAGGUGGAUUCAGAGAAGGAGUCUGUCCUGCUGUCCUGGAAAACCACAUUACAUAAAGAGGACAUCAGUCAGCUCACAGUGGAGUGGACGGACGAUGAUGACAGGAAGGUCCAUGUGUAUGAGGACGGCUCUGACAGAACUAAUGAACAGAACCAUAAAUACAGAAACAGAACAGAGAUGAAAGAAGACCCACUGAGAACUGGAGACCUCAGUCUGACCCUGAAACACCCCACAGGCUGGGACACUAACACCUACACCUGCACCGUCUACAACAGAGACAAGCAGAUCCUGAGGAGGAAACAAGUGGAUCUGAAGGUCAAAGUCCAACAGGUGGAGGUGGAUUCAGAGGAGGAGUCUGUCCUGCUGCCCUGGAAAACCACAUUACAUAUAGAGGACGUCAGUCAGCUCACAGUGGAGUGGACGGCCCGUUAUAACAGGAAGGUCCAUGUGUAUGAGGACGGCUCUGACAGAACUAAUGAACAGAACUAUAGAUACAGAAACAGAACAGAGAUGAAAGAAGACCCACUGAGAACUGGAGACCUCAGUCUGACCCUGAAACACCCCACAGACUGGGACACUGACACCUACACCUGCACCGUCUACAACAGAGACAAGCAGAUCCUGAGGAGGAAACAAGUGCGUCUGAAGGUCAAAGUCCAACAGGUGGAGGUGGAUUCAGAGAAGGAGUCUGUCCUGCUGUCCUGGAAAACCACAUUACAUAAAGAGGACAUCAGUCAGCUCACAGUGGAGUGGACGGACGAUAGGGACAGGAAGGUCCAUGUGUAUGAGGACGGCUCUGACAGAACUAAUGAACAGAACGAAAUAUACAGAAACAGAACAGAGAUGAAAGAAGACCCACUGAGAACUGGAGACCUCAGUCUGACCCUGAAACACCCCACAGACUGGGACACUGACACCUACACCUGCACCGUCUACAACAGAGACAAGCAGAUCCUGAGGAGGAAACGAGUGUCUCUGGAGGUCAAAGUCCAACUGGUGGAGGUGGAUUCAGGGGAGGAGUCUGUCCUGCUGCCAUGUCAAACUAUAGCUCACCUGACAAAGAACUCCAGACAGAUCAGCGUUAUGUGGAAGAACUUAGACAACCAUCAGAUCCUUGUGCAUAAGUACGGCUCUGGAGAACCUGAUGAACAGGACCAGGAUUACACAGACAGAACAGAGAUGAAGAAACACUGGCUGAGAACUGGAGACUUCAGUUUAACCCUGAAAAACCCAAUGGACUGGGACGCCAACGAAUACUUAUGCACCAUCUACAACAAAGACAAGGUCCUGAAGAAGAAACGAGUGGUGCUGAAGGUCAGAGUCCAACAGGUGGAGGUGGAUUCAGAGGAGGAGUCUGUCCUGCUGCCCUGGAAAACCACAUUAUAUAUAGAGGAUGUCAGUCAGCUCACAGUGGAGUGGACGGACCAUGAUGACAGGAAGGUCCAUGUGUAUGAGGACGGCUCUGACAGAACUAAUGAACAGGACGAAAUAUACAGAAACAGAACAGAGAUGAAAGAAGACCCACUGAGAACUGGAGACCUCAGUCUGACCCUGAAACACCCCACAGACUGGGACACUGACACCUACACCUGCACCGUCUACAACAGAGACAAGCAGAUCCUGAGGAGGAAACUAGUGGAUCUGGAGGUCAAAGUCCAACAGGUGGAGGGGGAUUCAGAGGAGGAGUCUGUCCUGCUGCCCUGGAAAACCACAUUACAUAUAGAGGAUGUCAGUCAGCUCACAGUGGAGUGGACGGACGAUGAUAACAGGAAGGUCCAUGUGUAUGAGGACGGCUCUGACAGAACUAAUGAACAGGACGAAAUAUACAGAAACAGAACAGAGAUGAAAGAAGACCCACUGAGAACUGGAGACCUCAGUCUGACCCUGAAACACCCCACAGACUGGGACACUGACACCUACACCUGCACCGUCUACAACAGAGACAAGCAGAUCCUGAGGAGGAAACUAGUGGAUCUGGAGGUCAAAGUUCAACAGGUGGAGGAGGGGGCGUGGUCAGCCCUGCUGCCCUUCAGAACGACCCCUGACCUGCCUCAGGACGCCAGAGUGGAGUGGAGGUACUAUACUAAUGACCUGAAAUACAUACAUGUCCAUGUGUCUGAGAAGAAGUCAGCUCAACCUGGUGAACAGGACGACAGAUACAGAAACAGAACAAAGAUGAAUGAAGACCCAUGGACGACUGGAGACUGCAGUCUGACCCUGAAUGACCUCCAACAGGACGACUCUGGAACAUAUGUAUGUGUAGUCAUCAGAGAUGGAGACACCCUGAGAGGGAAAACAGUGGAGCUGAAGGUCAAAGGUCAGAGUUCAGAUGCAGGUCAGAGGUCAGGUGUGUCUCUGUCCUCUGUCUCCUCUGCAGACAGAUCUCAGAUCACAUAUCAGUUUCCUCCAAUAAGAGAAGAUGCAGAAGCUGAAGCAGCUGUUUGAUUGAUCUGUUGUGUGUGUGUUUGUGUUUGUCCAGUCCAACUCCUAAACUGAGGCUUGAUCUUAUUCCUCUAGAAUAUAUGAAACAGGUCAAUACAAUAGAAAUACACACACUUCAAAGCACUCAGACUGUGCUUUUCCACUCUUCAUUAUUGUAUUUCUAGUGUUUGUUUCUCUGUGAUGACAGUCUGUCCUCCAAACCAAAGAAAAUCCAAACUAUCAAAUCCAAACCACUGCAGCUAAAUCAGACAAAUGAACACUGUCAGAGAGGAUGGAUUUUCCAACAGGAUGAUGAUGUGAACCCUAUCUGUAAAUCCACCAUGGACGCCCUCACAGACUCCAGCUGAAGGUUUGGAACAGACCUCACAGUCCCAGACUUGAACAUCAUUGAACAUCUGUGGGUAGAUCUGAAGAGCUACGUAUGAAGACCAACCAAGAAUAUUUAAGAACUAGAGUUCAUUUACAGACAAGAAUGGGAGAAAAUCGCAAACACAAGAACUGGAAGACUUUCAGCUGCUACCAAAAGUAUUUUAGUUUAGUUUGUAUCGUGGACAAUCCCAAAUAAUGAACUGUAUCAAUAAGAGUGAAAAGUUUCAGCUUUAGCCGACAUGUCUAUAAUCCUGCUGUAGUCCUCAGCCUGACGACAAUAGGAACCCUAAAAAAACAAUAGAUUACAGCAGAGUAAUUAAAAAGAAAGACUUCAGACAGCUAAGAGACCAGAUCCAUCAGUACAGAUAAACAGACUGUGGUGGACACAGCCACACAUGGGAACAUCUGUACAAACUAGAGCCCGGACCAUUAAUGGGGCCGAUUAUAGUGUAUCAGCAAUUAAUCAACAUCGGCCAAUAUGUAGCCGAUAUAUGAACUGUUUUUGCUGCGCAGAGAUUCUGUGGCUUGCUGCUCCUGUGUGUGUGUGUGUGUGUGUGUGUGUGUGUGUGUGUGUGUGUG
Messenger RNA from Sphaeramia orbicularis (orbiculate cardinalfish), 5655 nucleotides. RefSeq lists its product as uncharacterized. Lineage: Eukaryota; Metazoa; Chordata; Actinopteri; Kurtiformes; Apogonidae. Bases 103 to 4710 code for a protein of 1535 amino acids. The record is from RefSeq and is a predicted model, not a curated record. Gene Ontology annotation, biological process: cellular response to lipopolysaccharide; immune response; positive regulation of T cell proliferation. Gene Ontology annotation, cellular component: external side of plasma membrane. The transcript is spliced from 15 exons.